ACAGAGUAAGGGACUGUUUGGUAGCCUCUUAAUGACCAUUCAUUCAGAUGUUACCUCUUAAUGGUUUAAAACCUCUGAAUGAAUAAGAGGUAACCUCUGAAUAGUAAAUCAUCACAUGUCACAUUUUUCUACCUUCUCAAUGGUAAAAUUCUUAAUAGUUCCAUUACCAAACAGCCCCAAGUGUAAACACCACAACUGUAAGAUACCACCGAAAUGACGUCACAAACACUCCGGCAGUGUGGAAUCGCUGCACCUAUUGACGUCAUCAGCGAAGACCUUCUACAGAACAUCGUGGCUAGACUUCCGGCAACCUCCUUCGCCUCCGCCGCUUGCGUCAGCCGUUCAUGGAAGGUCGUCUGCGACCGCGUUCUUUCUCGUCCGAAGUUCGCCUCUGCAUGUUCCCUCAAUCGUUCACUCGAGAAUGCUGUAGAAGAGGUGGUGAAUAAAGUACUAUCGAAGCCGAUUCGUCCUCACUUUGCCAUUGCUUCUAUUGGUGGCUAUUAUGGCGACGUUUUGAGAGAGGCUCACCAUCUCAUUACUGCAGCACUAGGUACUAAUAUUCCAGUCAUUACUAAUCAUACCUGCGGAAUAAUUGAAAGGAAUGCAACUUCUCAUAGAUCCUAUGACGUUGAGUGGUAUUUUCGAGACCACGAGAUUGAUGCAAUAAUGUUGAUUGUUGGAUUUCUACCAGGGUUAAAAGUCACAAUACUCCCACUUUUAAACCAAAUUCAGGAACCAGAAGCGCUAAUGAUUGACGAAUUCGUAACAGACAUUAGGGAGUUCUCAACUUCGGUUUCUGGAUGUAACUCCCCUGCUGCCAUCAUAGUGUUUGGUGACCAUUAUUAUUCAUGCAUGAGAGAUGUUAUAGAGAAAUUAGAUUAUGCCAUGUCACCAGAAACCGUCAUUGUUGGUGAUGCUUUAUCUAAGUUCCGAUGUACCAGUGAUGCUGAAUUUGGUACUUCCGCUGCUGUUGCCUUGGUAUUUGCGGUGGACAGGAAUAAACCUCCUGGUAUAGGAGAAACUCAAUUUCAUGCUGUAUUAUCAAGCGGAUUGUCACCAGUAGGCCACACACCACAUCUGUUAUUGAGAAAACUGGUGUUUUUACUGAUAUUGCUGCAAGAAGAGAAGGGUCGGUUGAGAAUAUUAAUGUUGAAACUAUUCUGA
This is a messenger RNA of Helianthus annuus (common sunflower), 1164 nucleotides long. Its product is annotated as F-box/LRR-repeat protein At5g63520-like. Gene Ontology annotation, biological process: protein polyubiquitination; positive regulation of proteasomal ubiquitin-dependent protein catabolic process. The transcript is spliced from 8 exons. Gene Ontology annotation, molecular function: protein binding. The record is from RefSeq and is a predicted model, not a curated record. Bases 214 to 1164 code for a protein of 316 amino acids. NCBI's taxonomy places the organism in Eukaryota, Viridiplantae, Streptophyta, Magnoliopsida, Asterales, Asteraceae.